Molecule: messenger RNA, 1287 nt
Organism: Phyllostomus discolor (pale spear-nosed bat)
Lineage: Eukaryota; Metazoa; Chordata; Mammalia; Chiroptera; Phyllostomidae
Gene: CCR9
Product: C-C motif chemokine receptor 9
Exons: 1
Coding region: 187-1254 (355 amino acids)
Biological process (GO): chemotaxis; immune response; G protein-coupled receptor signaling pathway
Cellular component (GO): membrane
Molecular function (GO): C-C chemokine receptor activity
Source: RefSeq, a predicted model, not a curated record
UGUUACGACCCAAGCAGAUGCUCUUGGAACCCCUGCUCCCUGCACACACAUUUCUUUUGUCUCAUCACAGACUUCUGGGAUUGGAAAGGUCGAGUGGUCCGUGCCUCUGCCGGCGGACAGAACCUCCGAAACGUUGUCCUUGACCCGGUGCUCUCUUGUGUCUCCUUGCAGAGCCUCGUCCCUAAUAUGUCUGCUGACUACAUAUAUGACCCCUCAGAUGACGACUAUGUGACCUUAAACUUCACAAACUUCUUCUGUAAGAAAAACAACGUCAGGCAGUUUGCAAGCCACUUCCUCCCACCCUUGUACUGGCUCGUGUUCCUCGUGGGCACCGUGGGCAACAGCCUGGUCAUCCUCGUCUACUGGUACUGCACGAGGGUGAAGACCAUGACGGACAUGUUCCUGCUGAACUUGGCCAUCGCCGACCUCCUCUUUCUCCUCACUCUUCCCUUCUGGGCCAUCGCCGCCGCUGACCAGUGGAAAUUCCAGACCUUCAUGUGCAAAGUGGUCAACAGCAUGUACAAGAUGAACUUCUACAGCUGCGUGCUGCUCAUCAUGUGCAUCAGCGUGGACAGGUACAUCGCCAUCGCUCAGGCCACGAGAGCGCAGACCUGGCGGCAGAAAAGGCUUCUGUACAGCAAGGUGGUGUGCGUCACCGUCUGGGUGACGGCCGUCGCCCUCUGCACCCCAGAGAUCCUGUACAGCCAGACCAAGGAGGAGUCCGGCGUCACCCUCUGCACCAUGGUGUACCCUCACGACAAGAGCGCCAGGGUGAAGUCGGUGGUCUUGACCCUGAAGGUGAUCCUGGGGUUCUUCCUUCCCUUCGUGGUCAUGGCCUGCUGCUACACCCUCAUCAUCCACACUCUCAUCCACGCCAAGAAGUCGUCCAAGCACAAGGCCCUGAAGGUGACCGUCACCGUCCUCACCGUCUUCUUCGUGUCCCAGCUGCCCUACAACAGCGUCCUGCUGGUGCAGACCGCCAACAUCCACACCAAGUUCAUCUGGGACUGCGCCGUAUCCAACCGCAUCGACAUCUGCCUCCAGGUCUGCCAGACCGUCGCCUUUUUCCACAGCUGCCUGAACCCCGUGCUCUACGUCUUCGUGGGCGAGCGCUUCCGCCGGGACCUCAUGAGAACCCUGAAGAACCUGGGCUGCCUCAGCCAGGCGCAGUGGGCCUCCUUCACGAGGAAGGAGGGCAGCCUGAAGCUGUCCUCCAUGGUGCUGGAGACCACCUCAGGGCCCCUCUCCUUCUGAGGGGUCUUCUCUCCGAGGGGGCUCGUGCUUUUG